UUAAACAAAAUAACACUGUUUCAUUAAUUGAUUGUGAAUCACGUAUCUCGUUUCACAUCCCCCAGUCUAAAAAACGGUUUGUUUAUAGCCACAUUAUCUUCGAGUGCGUUAUAUAGGGCGUAGGCGUACCAUCGGGCUGGAUCCACCUUAAAUAAUAUGGCUGCCGAGAUAAAACCAGCUCAGCGGACCAACAAUGAUCGCUUUAACACCUCCAAAAAGCCGGAAUUGCUGAGUAAGCUGGAGGGCAGCAGCGACGAUGUGAACGCAGCAAUCCUAAUUCCUGGCGAAAACGGCGUAAUUAGCGUUUCCGAUGACAAAACCGUUCGUGUUUGGCUGAAACGCGAUUCUGGCCAAUAUUGGCCGAGUAUUUGCCAGUAUAUGCCUUCCGGCUGCACGGCCAUCGAGUACGUACCGGAAUCCCGGCACCUGUACGUCGGCCAGGAGAACGGAACGGUCACACGGUCACAGUCCCAUCAAGCCCGCGUUGUGGCAGUGGUUUUUUCGAAAACCCACAAGUGGGUACUCUCUGCCGGCAAAGAUAAGCAGUUCGCCUAUCAUUGCACGGAGAGCGGUAAACGGGUGGGCGGAUACAACUUUGAGACACCAUGCACGGCUCUACAGUUUGACGCUUUAGCCAAGUAUGCCUUCGUGGGCGAUCAUGCUGGACAAAUAACAAUGCUAAGGUGUGAUGUUCAAGGAGUGCAAUUAAUCACCACUUUCAAAGGGCAUACAGCGGAAAUCCGGUGUCUCAGAUGGGUGGAAGGCCCCCAGCUGUUAUUCAGUGGAGCGUGCGAUCAGUCCGUGAUAGUUUGGGACGUGGGUGGCAAACGUGGCACUAUUUACGAGCUACAGGGACAUAGCAACAAAGUUUCCGCCCUGUCGUACGCAAAUCACACCCAGCAACUGAUAAGCUGUGGCGAAGAUUCUGUGGUGGUGUUUUGGGAGAUGAAUGCAAUGCGGAAAGAAGUUCCUGGCUGGGUGGAGUCCAACAACUGCCAGCUUUGCUCAAGGCCCUUCUUUUGGAACUUCCGCUCAAUGAUGGAUCAAAAGCAGCUAGGAAUUCGGCAGCAUCAUUGUCGCCACUGCGGCAAGGCAGUGUGCGACAACUGUUCAACCAAUCGCAUUAACAUACCCAUAAUGGGCUUCGAGUUUGAUGUUCGUACCUGUGAUCCGUGCUACAAACAACUUCAGACCGUCGAGCGCCCCUCGCUGGCCUCAUUCAAUGAUGCCAAGCACUCGAUCGUCUACAUGGACCUUGACGAAGACAGGAAGCGUCUGUUGACAGUGGGCCAAGACAGGCUCAUCAAGAUCUGGGAUCUCUCCAACAUCUGGGCAUAAAACAUCCUGUACGCACACGCACGUACCAAAGGUAUAAUCAUUCACGAGGCGUUUCGGUCUUAACUGGAUCGCCCAAUUAACGAACGAUGUGGCUGGCAAAGACGAAAUCCAGUCCCUGCUAGGUUCUCAUAUAUUUGAUGUAAAGCAAUAAUUAUUGUAUGUACGUAUGCUUACAUUGAACAUAAAUACACGAAUCCAUCGAUAAA
Molecule: messenger RNA, 1544 nt
Organism: Drosophila santomea
Lineage: Eukaryota; Metazoa; Arthropoda; Insecta; Diptera; Drosophilidae
Gene: Wdfy2
Product: WD repeat and FYVE domain-containing protein 2
Molecular function (GO): protein binding; metal ion binding
Source: RefSeq, a predicted model, not a curated record